This is a messenger RNA of Paramecium primaurelia, 563 nucleotides long. The record is from the annotation of a GenBank genome assembly. Lineage: Eukaryota; Ciliophora; Oligohymenophorea; Peniculida; Parameciidae.
AUGCGAUAUUCUCUAAUAAUUUUAGGAUAUAUUUCUGAGUUUUAGAAAUGGUAAUUAACAGAAUCUAAUACUGAAAAAGUAAUGAUUGCUUUUGGUAUAAUAAUAUUUGCUUAUGAUAUGAAUGGUGUUUUGACAGAAAUUAGAAUAGAAAUGGAAGAUACAACUUAAUUUCAAAGAUGUCUCUUUUAAGCUAUGGCAUUUGAAUCUGUAUUAUUCUAAAUCUUUGGUAUAACUAGUUUAUUAUUAUUCUAAUCUAAUACUAAAUAAUCUAUUAUUACAAAUUUUUAAGAAGAAUUUAAACAUAAUUAUUCAAUAGAAAUUACUUUAUCAAUUUUAAUUAUUACUUAUGUAUCAAUUCUUAUAGUAAAUACUUUAAUGGUUAAUAUGCCAUAUUAUCUAAUUAUUAAUUAAAUUCCUAAUAACAAAGAAUAAAUUAAAUUCUAAAUUAUAUAUGUUCUCUGUUAAAUGGUAAAUUAUAUUAAUUUUACAUUAGCUAAUUGCAUUUAUUUAUAGUAAAUAUAUUUAUUGGUGGAUUUUAUGGAUUAAUUGGAUGUUUUAGUUGA